AUGCUGGGACGAGGUUUAUGUGUGUUGAAAAUUGAAGUAACAAUUAGUCUUUUGGUUGUACGUAUGAAACAUCAAUUUAAGGACAGCGAUGCGUUAUUUUAUCGUUUUCGGAUUGCCCGAAGUGAUGGAUCUAUAACUAAUGAAGAAUUAAAUAUUGCAAUCAACGUUCUCUCACAGAUUGGACCAGAUGCUUUCUUACGGCUUCUACUAUCGAAAAAACCAUCUGACAGAACGGAACAAGAUGUAGAAGCUAUACUGAAAGAGCUUUCUAAUAUCGAUGGUGUGUCCCAAAUGUCGCCGAUGGUGAAGAAGCGAUUAGCAGCUAUCUGUACUCUAGAAACUUAUAAAAAAUCAGGAACUACCGUUAUACGUCAAGGCGAUGUGGCAGAUUCCUGGUAUAUCAUCUUAAAAGGAUCCGUAGAAGUUUUUAUAACUGGAAAGGCUACAACUGUUUCUUUCGUAAGCAGAAUCAUUUAUAUUUUCUUCUUAUUAAAAGUAAAGGCUGCAACUGUUAUUACCAAGCAAGAUAACUGUUGUUUUGCAAAAGUCGAUAAGGAUGAUUUCAACUUAAUUCUGCAGCACUGCGAAAAGAACAUUAUUCGAUUAAAGGAAAACGAUAAAGAGGUUUUAGUCCUAGAAAGGACUGCUCGUAACGAACAUGGAAGUGAAGGCUAUCGUAGGAAAGCAGCCAAUUUGGAAACGGCUGGUGGAAAUAGCAUUGAAUUUAAAGCCAAGAUCAUCCAUACUAUUAUCCAAUUUUAUCUACUGGAUUUUAAUUACUUCAACGACGACCCAGAAACUGUAUUAUUUAUAAAUGAAUUAAGAGAAGAAUUAGUUGACAACGCCGCCUUUGAAGAAGCAACUUCUCUUCAAUUUGCUUCGCAAUGUCGUGAAUCUUUAUAUCGUGAGGAUCGUAUUGUCGAAGUUAUGCUAGAAUUUAUGUAUGAGAGCGAAAAUCGCCUGUAUCGAAAUAAGGUACCUUAUCCGCCAUUACCGCUGACCGGACGCGACAAGAUCAAUCUAGAUGUCUAUCAAUGUGAUCAUACUAAAAUUCCCUUAGAGCAGAUUCCCUUUAUGUUUUCGGUGAGAGAGAUAAUAGCUGAGGCAAAAAAAAGAAUGAAGGAGGAUUCAUCGACAACAAAUGAAGUUUACCUAUGUGAAGUCAAAUCUAAUAAAGAAAUCAUAAUCUUGGAGCAAGAUGAAAAGUCCAUUGCUAGUAAAAUUGGAAUCAACAGCAAAUUAUUUUUAGCUGUUAAAGGCCAUGUUGAUACUUGCGUAAGAUUUCCUAGUUUAAUUAUUGAUUGCAUUGUUAAUCCUAAUUCUAAAAUUUUUAAAACCCCUUUAUCACUGCAAAAUCCAACUGGAAUUUCAACACCUGAUAAACAAAUUUACUUUGAAAAUUUAAACUCUACGGCUAUUGCUCAUCAUUUGACUGCCUACGAUUAUGAAUUACUAAGCAAAAUUACUAUGCAUGAAUUUUUAUGUUAUAUCGAUGGUGAUCAUCGAAGAGAUAUCUUGUCGACCAACUUGGAUUAUUUUCUCAGAAGAUAUAACGAAAUCGAAUAUUGGGUAAUAACCGAAAUCUGCUUAACACAGAACUUGUAUAAGAGAGCUCAAGUUAUUAAGAAAUUCAUAAAGAUCGCAGAACAGUGUAAGCAGUUGAAUAACCUUCAUUCUUGUACAGCGAUUGUCGGUGCUUUGCUUACAACACCGAUAACACGAUUAACGCAAACAUUUGAGGACCCCUCAAGAAAUUAUAGAACAUAUCGAUCGAUGGCAAGAGAGAUGAAGCCACCUUUCAUACCUUAUACUCCGCUCUUAAUUAGAGAUCUAUUGGCUAUUGAUACAAAUAAUGAAACCUACAAAGCAGAAAGCAAGUUGAUUAACUUUGAAAAAAUGAGACUAAUUUCUGCAAGAUUGCAACCAUUCAGGAAAGCUCAAGAUCAUCCAUAUACUAUCGAAAAAUUACCGUAUCUACUCAGCAGGAAUUCGAUCAAAGAAUACAAAUAUAUCAGAAAUUUAACAGUUAUUGACAAUGAGACUAUGCUAGAAGAAUUAUCGAAUCAAAUCGAACGCCACUAA
Molecule: messenger RNA, 2082 nt
Organism: Trichoplax adhaerens
Lineage: Eukaryota; Metazoa; Placozoa; Uniplacotomia; Trichoplacea; Trichoplacidae
Exons: 25
Coding region: 1-2082 (693 amino acids)
Biological process (GO): Ras protein signal transduction; positive regulation of GTPase activity
Cellular component (GO): plasma membrane
Molecular function (GO): guanyl-nucleotide exchange factor activity
Source: RefSeq, a predicted model, not a curated record